AUGCAAGCUUCUGCAAAUCUCCUUCUCCACACCCAGCUCAAAACGACGGCGUUGAGCACCGUCACCAGCAGCCAUCCGCCCCCAAAUCCCCUCCUCCCUCAGCCCCGGCAGAGGACUAACACAGUCAAAAUCGGAAGGCCCAAAAUCCGAUCGGCGAGCAGAGCCUCCUGGCAAGACGAUUGCCCGAUCGCCGCGGAUUUCAACCUGUACGAGCUUCUCGGGGUGGAAGCGUCGUCGGACAAGGCUCGGAUUAAGGAGGCGUACCGGGCUCUGCAGAAGCGGUGCCACCCGGACAUCGCCGGCCCGACGGGCCACGACAUGGCCAUCGUUCUCAACGAAGCCUACGCCCUCCUCUCGGACCCGAACUCUCGCAUGGCUUAUGAUAAGGAACUAGCAAAAGUUGCAGACUUUCAAGGGUACACGGGAAGGCCUAUAUAUUCCGUGUGGUUAGGUUCCGAGAGCGAGCAGAGGGCCGUUUUCGUGGAUGAGGUCAAGUGUGUAGGUUGCUUGAAAUGUGCAUUAUUUGCCGAUAAAACUUUUGCUAUUGAAUCGGUAUAUGGCCGAGCACGAGUGGUGGCUCAAUGGGCCGAUCCCGAAUACAAAAUUCAAGAGGCUAUUGGCACUUGCCCGGUCGAUUGCAUCUCGAUUGUGGAAAGAGACAACUUGGCUGCCCUUGAAUUCAUAAUGUCUAAGCAGCCGCGUGGAAAGGUCAGGAUCGGUGUCGGGAAUACAGUAGGUGCAAGGACCUCGGAUAUUUUCGACGAGGUCGAGAAAUUCCAGGCUAGAUAUGCUCAGCAUAAAACUACUACUACAGAUUAUUCCAAGAGUCGGGAGACUGAACGAGCAUCGAGGGCAUCGGCCAUUCAAGCCAUUCAGAUGAUAUCAAACUGGUUGUACUGGCAAUCUCCCAUUGCAGAUGCCAGCACACCUCCAGCUGUCCAGAAUUCCCAAUCGAGCCCAAGAAAACAUGUCGGGCCCUCUGUGAAGAAGCUGAAAGCUGCAGCAGCAGCUAGAAAACAAGCAACCACCACACUGCACAAACAAAUGGCAGACGAGUACUGGGAGCCCACGGUACUUGCACUUCCAGAUGCAGCCGCACCAGAUUUCAGCUCCAAACCUGUAUUCGGGCCGGCCCAAACUAGAAAAAUAAGCCCAUCAAUUCAUAAUUUCAAGCCCUUGGGCCCUGAGGAAAGUUCAGGCAACCCUUUACGCUCGGUUUUGCCACUAGGAAUGGCUGUCGUGGCUGCUGGGUAUGUUCGGUUAGAGCUUGUGGAGCCGGCGAGUGGUCUGAAGGACCACAUUGGCGGCUCAUUAGCAGUAGCCAUUGUUAAUAGCUCGUGGAUGCAGGUUGUUUUGGCGGGUUUUACCUGGUACCUUAUUGGUAUUUAUGCAGUUGAAUUAAUGUUGGCUUUCAGGAGAAAAUGA
Molecule: messenger RNA, 1425 nt
Organism: Striga hermonthica
Lineage: Eukaryota; Viridiplantae; Streptophyta; Magnoliopsida; Lamiales; Orobanchaceae
Source: the annotation of a GenBank genome assembly